AUGCUGUUUAAUGUGAGGAAUUUUGUCAGCAUUGCAAUACUAGCAGGGACCAGCAAGCAGCUGCUGCGACAGUUUUGCAUUGAAUGGCAAAAAUUACACAUUUUUUUGCUCUUUUGACUCAGGUAUGGGACACCAGCUCCAAUGAAUGUUCAAAUGAAAGGUCGGGACCUCCUUACUUUACAGAACUACACAGCUGAUGAACUGAAGUAUUUGCUGUGGAUGGCAUCAGAUUUGAAACAAAGGAUAAAGCACGAAGGAGAGUAUUUGCCUUUGAUGCAAGGCAAAUCUUUGGCCAUGAUUUUUGAGAAGAGAAGCACAAGGACAAGAUUAUCUGCAGAAACAGGAUUCGCACUCCUUGGAGGACAUCCUUCCUUCCUUACAACACAAGAUAUACAUCUGGGCACUAAUGAGAGUCUCACAGAUACAGCAAGGGUGCUGUCCAGCAUGACAAAUGCAAUCUUGGCUCGAGUUUAUGACCAUAAUGAUCUGGACCUAAUGGCGAAAGAAGCCACGAUCCCAAUAAUCAAUGGAUUGUCCGAUUUAUACCAUCCUCUUCAGAUUUUAGCUGAUUACCUAACUCUUCAGGAGCACUUUGGAGGGCUGAAGGGGCUCACCAUUGCCUGGAUCGGGGAUGGCAACAACGUCCUGCAGUCCUUCAUGACAAGCGCUGCAAAGCUGGGAAUGCACCUGAGGAUUGCCACUCCCAGGGGCUUUGAACCAGACCUCAGGAUAACUAAAAUAACUGAACAGAACUCCAAAGAGUAUGGUACCAAGUUACUUCUCACAACGGACCCUUUGGAAGCUGCAGACAGUGCCAAUGUCUUAGUUACAGACACAUGGAUUAGCAUGGGACAAGAAGAGGAGAAGAAAGAAAGACUAAAGGCCUUUCAAGGUUAUCAGAUUACAAUGCAGACCGCAAAAUCUGCUGCUCCCAACUGGACUUUUUUACAUUGUUUACCCAGAAAACCUGAAGAAGUUGAUGAUGAAGUGUUUUAUUCUCCACGAUCAUUGGUUUUCCAGGAGGCAGAGAACAGAAAAUGGACAAUUAUGGCUGUCAUGGUUUCCCUGCUGACAGAUUACUCACCACAGCUACAAAAACCCACAUUUUGAUGCUUGGAUUUCUGCCAGGAGAAAAAUACUCCUCAUCAGCAGAAUAUUCUGGUCCACAAAUACACAGAUCUUCUUCAGAAAGGACCAAGGCAAUGAGUGAUUUUUU
Molecule: messenger RNA, 1216 nt
Organism: Hirundo rustica (Barn swallow)
Lineage: Eukaryota; Metazoa; Chordata; Aves; Passeriformes; Hirundinidae
Gene: OTC
Product: ornithine transcarbamylase
Exons: 10
Biological process (GO): L-citrulline biosynthetic process
Cellular component (GO): mitochondrion
Molecular function (GO): amino acid binding; ornithine carbamoyltransferase activity
Source: RefSeq, a predicted model, not a curated record